Osmerus eperlanus (European smelt) is the source of this 1249-nucleotide messenger RNA. It is a transcript of the gene tsnax, whose product is annotated as translin-associated factor X. Lineage: Eukaryota; Metazoa; Chordata; Actinopteri; Osmeriformes; Osmeridae. Gene Ontology annotation, cellular component: nucleus; cytoplasm. Gene Ontology annotation, molecular function: sequence-specific DNA binding; RNA endonuclease activity; RNA binding. The coding region runs from base 132 to 971 and encodes 279 amino acids. The transcript has 7 exons. The record is from RefSeq and is a predicted model, not a curated record.
CCCAAAAAAGUAAAAGCCACGACGUUCUGUUAGGGUGCCCAAACUACAUUUCCCAGCAUGCACCUGUUCCUAUUACGCAAGAAGAGCGCAAAAGCCCUGCCACACGAGUUACCAAACACAACUGUUCCGGUAUGAAUAAGCGAGAAGGUGAAGCUUGUCCCCGCAGAAGAAAAAAUGAUGGCACGACGUUUAAAUCGGAGGACAGUGACGUACCCUCCCCUGUGCUAUCGGCAUUCAAGGUUUUCCAACAGGAGCUUGACGUCAAACAUGAUAAACAUGAGAGGUUGGUGAAACUCAGCCGGGACAUCACCAUCGAGAGCAAGAGGAGCAUAUUCCUAUUGCACAGAGUGACCAGUGUACCGAACGUGGAGGAUGUGCUGGUGGAGGCAGACGCCAAGCUGGACGCUGUGAGGGAGAAGAUUGGUCAGGUUGCUGAGGAGCUGAGAGGAGAGGACUUGUAUCAGUUCCACAGAGCAUUCACACCAGGGAUCCAGGAGUACGUGGAGGCCGUGUCCUUCCAGCAUUUCAUCCGCCAUCGCUCCCUCGUCAGCCUGGAGGAGAUCAACGCCCGGCUGGUGUUCAUCAAAGAGGGCAAGGGGUGCGAGGGUCACGCCCCAGACACCACAGUGCUCACCUUCCAGGUGACGCCCACAGACUACCUGCUGGGCGUGGCCGACCUGACGGGGGAGCUGAUGCGGAUGUGCAUCAGCAGCGUGGGGAACGGAGACAUGGACACGCCCUUCCAGCUCAGCCAGUUCCUGAGGCAGAUCCACGACGGCUUCGCCUACAUCGGGAACACGGGGCCCUACGAGGUGUCCAAGAAGCUGCACACCCUCCGGCAGAGCCUGGCCAAGGUGGAGGACGCCUGCUACACCCUGCGCGUGCGGGGCUCUGAGAUCCCCAAGCACAUGCUGGCGGACGUGUUCUCCAGCAGGGCGGCGCUCAUGGACACGGAUGAGGGCGUGGCCUAGAUGAGCAAGGCUUCUGGUUGGUCCACAGCCCGGUGUGUGUGUGUGUGUGGGGGGGUCGUUAUCUGCUCCAUAUCAAAAAUAGUUUUGUUCUGUUUUGUUGUUACGCUGUGAGAGUCAUGUGCCGGUUUAGUAUUUGAUGUUUGCCAUUCCUCGAGUUGGGAAACCCUUCACCACUGUCUCAAUGUUAGGAUGUGGAAUGCCACACGCUUGUUUUAUAUUUUCAGGUUGUUUGCAUUGGAGUUACUGAAAAUAAAUAAAAUAAAGCUUUUUGUGAUAAA